GUCAAAGUUGACCCAAUGUACUGUAAAAAAAAAUAUUGCUCUCUGCAGGCAAUCACCCGGUAUUACAUCAACAGUAAAACAGCUGUCUACUACGCCUACCUAAAAUCCUAUUGGUUAAAACCAUUCUCUUCGUCACCCUAUUGGAUAAGCGUGCGUCAACGCGAUGACGAAGGAGGAAAUUCAUUGACUCGACUGGAAUGCACUUUGGAAACAAUUAACAUGGCAGUGGCAAAGAAAGUGGCAUCUUUCCGCUUGCCUCCGCUGCCCACAGUGGGUGAACUGAUAAAGCUGUACAACCUUCGGGCUGAGAAGCAGCUGUCCCAGAACUUCCUGCUGGACCUGAGGCUUACCGAUAAGAUUGUUCGGCAGGCGGGCUGUUUAAAUAACGCCCACGUAUGUGAGGUGGGUCCGGGUCCAGGGGGAAUCACUCGCUCUAUCCUCAAUGCUGGAGCUGCAGAUCUGCUUGUUGUGGAGAAAGAUUCACGCUUCAUCCCUGGGCUGAAGCUGUUGUCUGAGGCAGCACCAGGCAAGCUGAGGAUCGUCCACGGUGACAUCCUCACAUACAGAAUGGAUCGCGGAUUCCCAACGGACAUCUCAAAGCCAUGGGAUCAAGAGCCACCAAACCUUCACAUCAUCGGGAAUCUGCCGUUCAGCGUCUCCACCCCCCUCAUCAUCAAGUGGCUGGAAAACGUUGCAAACAGGACAGGACCCUUCGCCUUCGGACGCACUCGGCUCACGCUCACUUUCCAGAAAGAGGUGGCAGAGAGGUUGACGGCCAGCACGGGCAGCAGGCAGAGGAGCCGUCUCUCCAUCAUGGCUCAGUAUCUCUGUACUGUGCACAACUGCUUCACCAUACCUGGCCGGGCCUUUGUCCCCAAACCAGAGGUGGAUGUGGGAGUCGUGCACUUCACCCCCCUGCUUCAGCCCCGAAUACAACAGCCCUUCAAGCUGGUGGAGAAAGUCGUCAGGAACGUUUUCCAGUUCCGCAGGAAGCACUGCCAUAAAGGACUACAGAAGUUGUUUCCCGAAGCGCGGCGUGCAGAGCUGACACAGGAGAUGAUGCAAGAGGCGGACGUGGACCCCCUCCUGCGUCCCACAGAACUCAGCAUACCGCACAUCCAGGCUUUGGCCGAUGCUUACGCUGGCCUGUGCAGGCGGGAGCCCGGGCUCCUCAGCUACGAGUUCAGGGAGGAGCUGAGGCUGAGGCGCCUCGGCACAGGUAACAGCCCGGCGGCGGACGCACGGCCAUGAGCCGGCCGCAGCCGUGCUGACAGUAAGGCGAGAAGGAGACUAAUGGCAUCUGUUAGCGCGGGGACAAACAACUGGCUGCUCUUAGCUGUGACGUGCUCCCAGGGAGCUAACGUGGAGUGUGUGGGUCGUGUAAACGCACGGGUUUCCACGUGCUCACAGCAACUCCAAGCUUCCAUUUUGUGUUUUCCGGAAACCGCUCUUAAUGUUCCGUUUCGUUGUUCACUUUCAUUUAACACCUCCGCUGUGGGAGAUGAGAGAACUUUAGAGAACCAGAUCAUGGCAGCAGCACAUUUUCUUUUCUUUUUUUUUUUUUUUUUUUUUGCUUUUUGGCGCCUGGUCACAUGAGACGCAGAGCUUAGAGGAAAAAGGAAUUGCUGUGAAUUUGGAACUAAAAGAGAAAAAAAAAGGUCUCUGUGGCACCAGGGAACUUGGACCGACAUUAAAAGAUUUAAAAGGAUGUCCUUGAAUGUUUCAACUCACUGUCUGCGUAUAAAAAACCAACUGUUUACAUAUUUGCCUAAAUAAUGAGGCAGAAGGACAGAUUUUUGUUUAUUAGCUCAGAAACACCCAUAACAAUGUAAAUUAAGGUAUUAUUAAUGAAUUCUAGAAAAGCAACACAAAAUCUGAAUCCUCCUCUUCAAACAGCUCAGCAGAUUGUUAGCGGCAGAACACGGCUGCUCCCUGCCAGCGUGGCAGAUGGCGUGUUUGGACCAACUUGCUACAGGGAGGUUUCACUCCGCUCUGAUAAGAGGUGGGUGAUAAUCUCCAGCAACAAUCAAGAACCUUCAUGCCAGGGAAGCAGGAGUGAUGCGCCACUGUGUCUUUUUUUAACCCAAUCUGUGACCCAAAAGAAAUGUAGGGUGGUAUUGAGCUUUUAUUUUGAUAGGUGGUGGCAUGUGGGUGAUUUUAAUGGUGAGAAAUUAUGUCUUGUGGAGGAGCAGCAGGGUAGUUACCAGCUAAUGAGGUGUGCGUGUGCAGCAGUGGCUCUGUGAAGUUACUUCAGGCUGGAAUAGAAAGUUCCUGGACCUCCUGCUUUAACUUUUACUCCAUCAACUAUGUGGGUUUCUUUUUUUUAAUGGUUCAGAUGAUUCACUUCUCUGUAGGAUUCUCAUUAAUAAUCAAAGUAUUGGUCCAAAUAGAGGGUAGAUUUUGAGUAAAUGAUGUUAACUCAGAUCCAGAUCAGUUAGUGGCUGUCCGUUUUUUUAAUAAAAAAAAAAAUCCAGCAUUCAUCCAAGACCAAAACAUUUAGGAAAAAAAAGCUUUUUUUUAAUCAUAUCUUGUUUGGAAUGUUUUAUAAUUCUUCAAUAAAAGGAGAAAAACAACCAAACCUAAAAAGUUCAGAGAACAACUCAAUGUAUUUAUCAUUUUUGCUUUGAUGCUUAAGGUGUCAAAGUCUCUCAUCACUCAUUGGAUUUCCCACUAAAGUUCUGACCUAUUCCCUUUUUUUGGCUAGAAAAUUGAAAUCCAUGACCAUUUUUUGUCGAUUCAGUUCACUUUCAUGUAUGAAGCACUAAUUUCACCACCACAGGUAAAUCAGAUGUACACAAAUGCUUGAAGAUCCAUUCCAAUCAUGUUUUGAUCUGUUAUUGUAAGAUUGUCCUGGGGUCUUUUAGUUAUCAAUAUGAACAAAUUUGGCCAAAAUCCCAAAACCUUUUUUUUUUUUCUAAAACCUAGUUUCUGCAGAGCGGCAGUAGUUCAUUAGAAAUUGAGAGCUCAUGUGGGAGCAGGAAGCUUGGGGUCUGCAAACAAAUCUUUUUAGAUGCUGAUUCACAAAGAUUUGAAUAAAUAUUGUAAUUUUAAGCUUCAUUUUUCACAGUUUUCAUUGAAGUGGGUUUUCAUAAACAAAAUCAGAUACUUUUCAUUUAAUUUGGUCCAAAUUAUUUCAGGAAAUCCAGCUAAUGUGUUGCUGUUAGAGUUGGACUUGUAAAUAAAGGUUGGUUAGUGUUUUUAUGCAAAAAAAAAAAAAACGACUUUUUUUUAAAUCAAACAUGGCUUCUAUUCUCUGUAAAUAAAGUGAUGCAGUGUUCAAAAACAUUCAAUUUCUUCUUCUUUGUGUCACCAUCAUACAUGCCCUGGAUUUUUCUACUAUUAUUUGGUCGAAACCGGCUUAAUUAGUCUGUUUUCCAAAAUCAUUUUUUAAAAGAAUUCAAGAUAUUGUGAGUGAAGCAUUAUUUUUUGUUGUCAGCUUUAGGUUACGGCUUUAGGCUGGGAGUUUUUUCUCAACACUCCAGCUCCCAUUCUUUGGUCUUUUAGCGAUCUGUUCUUCAGCCAAAGGCAGCGUUUGCUGCUCUUGGGCAUAAAAUUGUUAGAAAAUUGUCAUGGCGCCGUAUAAAGAGUUCCUCUGACAGCUCAUGUCUCGCAGCAUUUAAAAGGCGUGUCAAAGUCGACAUGCGGCCUCAGGCUGCUUUGACACAGCAGUGAGACAGUUCGCCGUAGCAAACCCACCUCCCACUCCCUCCUGCAUCCGACUCCACUGCUGCCUGCAAACUCCCUCCACGCAACAUCAACAAGACUUUGUCUCUGCAAAUAGAAUGCAAUGUUUCUCAAAGCUAAGCUUCCAGAAGAUUUGGCAUUUUAUGUGUUGGGACUUAUUUAUAGGUGAUUUGGGACUUCCUUCAAAUGGAUCUAAACGUAAAAUUACAUUUUUACCUUCAGUUUUGUCAUAGUUUUUUGUCCUGUAAGUGACAAAUUAUCACCAAAAAUGUCCAAACUUUCCAUUUUUUUUAAGCAAAAAUAACCAAUUGAGCAAAAAUAAAAUGAAUGUAGUUUAUUAUAGACUGACCUAAUGGGAAACGGGACGUUUACCUUCUGUAUAUUAGUUUGGCACAAGAGAAAAGAGUUCAGAUUGGUUACUUAAGUAUUAAAUUGACAUUUGUGUUUGAAUGUACUUAUUUUCUUGAAAACCUUUAGAUUAAGUAGAGGUUGAUACUUUAACAAGGAACUCACUCAAUAUAAUGGUCUAGAUUUCAAAACAAAAUGAUUCCUUCCUAUUUUUUUGCCUGAAUCUACCUCAUGAAUCGUGGCUUUCAUCUCCCCAUCCUUCAUCAUUACUGUCAUGGAGUGUGUCGCUGCAGUCAGUGAUUUGUCACAGACUGUAAAAUGAAGUUGUAAAAGAGCUUGUGUACACAGAUUUAAAUGUUUGGCUGUCUGCCUCGGAGCUGUUUAGAAUGCGAGGAGGAAAACCUGGAUGAAGGAGAAAACGGUAAAUAUGAGCCGAGACGAGCCUCCUAAAACAGUGGAAGGCUGUGCAAAUUGACCGACUCUAAAAACACUGACAUGUCAGCUGGAAACGUUUUAUUCUAUCAUAAGUCUUACAAAUAACAUAUUAAAUGAGUCUUUGAAAAUGUAUUAAUAUUAGGGGUCAUAACUGCCCCUUACAUGGAAGUAAGUGAACUCAGGCAUUCUAAGUAAAAAAAAGAAAAGAAGAAAAUCUCAUUUAGUCCAUGCACUUCUGGUCAUUUUCUUGGGUACACCUGUCCAACUUUAAUCAUCCAAUCAAAUGGCAGCAGAUCAAUGCAUUUGGGCAUGUAGACAUGGUCAAGAUGAUCUGCUGCAGCAUCAGAAUUAGGAAGAAAGGUGAUUGAAGUGACUUUGAACGUUGCACUGUUGUUGGUGCCAGACGAGUAUUUCAGAAACUGCUGACCUACUGGGAUUUGCACCCUCAACCAUCUCUAGGGUUUACAGAGAAUCAUCUGAAAUAGAGAAAACAUCCGGGCAGCGGCAGUUCUGUGGGUGAAAAAGGCCUUGUCAGUGCCAGAGUUCAGAGGAGAAUGACCAAACGAGUUCUAGCUGAUGGAAAAGCAACAGGAACUCAAAAAACCACUGGUUACAACCGAGGUCUGCAGAGGAGCAUCUGUGAAGUCAAAAAUAAACUUCUGCACAAACUCA
Molecule: messenger RNA, 5139 nt
Organism: Oryzias latipes (Japanese medaka)
Lineage: Eukaryota; Metazoa; Chordata; Actinopteri; Beloniformes; Adrianichthyidae
Gene: tfb1m
Product: transcription factor B1, mitochondrial
Biological process (GO): transcription initiation at mitochondrial promoter; rRNA methylation
Cellular component (GO): mitochondrial matrix
Molecular function (GO): rRNA (adenine-N6,N6-)-dimethyltransferase activity; mitochondrial transcription factor activity
Source: RefSeq, a predicted model, not a curated record